Lates calcarifer (barramundi perch) is the source of this 10101-nucleotide messenger RNA. RefSeq names its product POU class 2 homeobox 2a (gene pou2f2b). Gene Ontology annotation, biological process: regulation of transcription by RNA polymerase II. The record is from RefSeq and is a predicted model, not a curated record. Gene Ontology annotation, cellular component: nucleus. Gene Ontology annotation, molecular function: DNA-binding transcription factor activity, RNA polymerase II-specific; RNA polymerase II cis-regulatory region sequence-specific DNA binding. The transcript is spliced from 15 exons. Bases 257 to 2065 code for a protein of 602 amino acids. Lineage: Eukaryota; Metazoa; Chordata; Actinopteri; Centropomidae.
UACCAAGACCAAUUAAGCUUUGCGUGAGGCAGAGGGAACUGUGUGUGAGUGUGUGUGAGUGUGUGUGAGUGUGAGUGUGUGAGAGAGGAAGAGAACUGUGUCUACGCUGUUGAUUAAUGCCACUGGGUCUAACAAGCUCAGCUAAUUAGAGAACAUCAAAGAGCGAGAGGUGGCGCGAAGAGAAAGAUGGGGAUGGAUGGAGGGAUGAUGGAUAGAUGGGUGGACGUCUGUUGCAGGCAGAGGGAAAGAUAUCAGGAUGUCAAAGCCAGUAGAGGUCGAGAAAGUAGGGGCUGACUCACCGUUGGAGGGCACAGAUUCUGAGCGGAAUGGACCUGAAUCAAAUCACCAGGCUCAGUCAAUGAAAGUUAAUCCCUUUCCCCUGUCACCAACGCUGAGCAGCAGCAAGAAUAAGAUGGAGGAGUGUGGUGAGAUGUCCCCGGCCCUUCCUCCCUCUCAUGGCCCGACCCCCUCACAGACAGCCCUGCAACAUACACAGCUCAUGCUGACCGGCUCCCAACUAGCAGGGUUGACAGCUCUGUUGCCAGCACAGCAGCAGUUGUUGCUGCAGCAGGCUCAGGCGCAGCUCCUUGCUGCGGCCGUGCAGCAGUCCAAUGCAGCCCACGCCGCUCACGCUGCCCACGCAGCUGCUCAAGCCAAUCAGCAAGCUCAGGCAGCCGCAGCAGCAAAUCAGCAAGCCCAGCAGCAGCAGCAGCAGCAGCAGCAGCAGCAGGUGGGACAAACGGGUCAGCAGGCUCAGUCGCAGUCCCAGGGACAGAGCACACAGGAACAGACAGGCCAAAGUGUCCCUGUCCCACCUCCUCCGCCCCAGCUCACCCUGUCCCAGCCAAUCCAGCUCACCGCCCAGGACAUCCAGCAGUUGCUGCAGCUUCAACAGUUGGUGUUGGUGCCUGGCCACCCGCUCCCAUCUCCUGCCCAGUUCCUUCUCCCACAGGCGCAGCAGUCCCAGCAAGGUGGGGACGCUUCAUUCAUGAGACUCCUAUCGACACCAAAUCUUAUUCCGCUACCUCAGCAAAACCAAGGGAGCCUGCUGUCUGCUCCAACCAGAAUGGGACUUCAAGCACAGCGAGACAAGAGUGUGGAGGUGAGCGGUGGCGGAGGUGUGACCACGAUGCCCUCAGUGACCUCUCACUCCGAGGAGCCCAGUGACCUGGAGGAGCUGGAGCAAUUCGCCCGCACUUUCAAACAGAGACGCAUCAAACUGGGCUUCACACAGGGAGAUGUAGGCUUGGCCAUGGGGAAGCUGUACGGCAAUGACUUCAGCCAGACAACCAUCUCCCGCUUUGAGGCCCUCAAUUUGAGCUUUAAGAACAUGUGCAAGCUGAAGCCACUGCUGGAGAAGUGGCUCAAUGAUGCAGAGACCAUGUCUAUAGACAGUACCCUGCCUAGCCCCAGCUCCUUGUCCUCUCCCUCUCUGGGCUUCGACGGGGUCCCUGGUCGCCGCAGAAAGAAGAGAACCAGCAUUGAGACGAAUGUACGCGUGGCCCUGGAGCGCUCAUUCAUGACGAACCAGAAGCCUACCUCAGAGGAGAUCCUGUUGAUCGCCGAGCAGCUCAACAUGGAGAAGGAGGUGAUCCGGGUCUGGUUCUGCAACCGCCGGCAGAAAGAGAAGCGCAUCAAUCCCACCAGUGCCACCCCUCCCCUGCCCAACCAGCCCCCCACUGCCCCACCAACGCACAAACCGCCCUGCUACAGCCCUCACAUGAUGUCCAGCCAGCUGUCGCAGGCCGUGACCAGUCUCAGCAGCACAACAGUGUCUACCAUGUCCUCCGUCUGCCCCCUGACUUCCAGCCUCACCUCCACCCACCCCUCCCUCAGCUCAACCCACCCCUCUCUCAGCUCCGCACCCUCCCCGGUGACCCCUCCUCCUCCUCCUCCCCGCAGCACGGCCAGCCCAGCCACUCCCAGCCACAGCACACUCAAUCUUAACACAGGCUUAUGGCGUAUGGGUAAAAAGAACGGUGACGUGUCUAACUACAUCACCGAUUUCGCUGCAAACUUGAGCCCUAGCAGCCAGUGGUGGCCAGCUGCCUCUUUCCAGUCUUGAGGGGGGUAGUAAGGUGAUGCUGGGGGCCUCCGGGGGCCAGGCUGGGGGCCUCCCGUCUUCCCUCUUCCUCAACCACCCGGCCCUCCUCCACAUGGGCCAGAACCCCGGCGCUGGACUGGUCAGCGCCGCCGUAGCCAAAGCCUCCCAGCCCUCCCCCUUCCCCUCGGCCAGCAGCAUCAGCCCCACCCCCUGCUCACCCUCCCCUUGCUCCAGCCCCGCCUCUUCCUGCUCCUCCAGCGAAAUGGCACACAGCCCGCCCUCCCUGGGCGGGGCCAAGAUUGAGUGACCACGCCAAGGGCCAAUCAGAGAGGAGGAGGAAGGAGGAAACAGGAACCUCGCCUUUCACACCAAAGCUAUCUCUUUCUCUCUCUUUUGCGCUCUUCUUCCGUUAUUUUAUUUUAUUUUUUUUUUUUGCAAUGGUUCUCUCCCUCUCUCUCUCCCAGUCUUUCGAUGCCAAAAAUACACAGAAUGAAAGAUGAGAGAGAGAGGGAGGGAAAGAAAUGAAAGAGGGGAGAAGGGGGGGAAAGAUUGAAACCAAAAAUCUUUAUCUAUCCAAACAGAUGGAGAAGAGGCAACGUGGGACCUUUUUGUCAAUAACAUGAUAUCGACAUGGCACCUCUCCACUCUUUCUCUCUGAGGGAAAACACACCAAUGACGCUUUAACAAAGAGACGGAGGAGACGGCAGAGUCGCAUGUCGAAGUGCAUAAACCAAAAAUGACAAACGAUAACUUUACUAUAUGACAAAGGAAUGGCGGCAAGGACAAAAAAAAUGGCGGACAGCGCUUACAUUUUCCUUUUUUUUUUUGGUUAUUAUUUCGAAAAAGCUGCGGGUCUAAAGGAAGAGGAGUAGGGAGGAUAAGUUUAAACCAAAAAUUUACCUGAGGAGGAGGCGGAGGAGGAAUACACAAUGACAAAAAAAAAGAAAAAGAAAAAAAAAAACGUCAACCAUACCAAAAUCCCAAAUACCAAAAAUACGGAGAGAAAAGCUUUAUUCAAAGGACGUGUAAAUACUGAAGCUAUCCAGGACCAGGACUCUACUGCUACUGCUACUUACACACACACACAAACACACACACAUCAAGAGCCAAUCCAUCCCGCCAUCAAUUCAUCCUGUCUGUGUUAGCUUAUGAGCUCAUGUGUCUCUUAUAGGUUUUCAUGCUAGAUAUUUUGGAUAUUUUUUGUAAAAGCUGUUAUUGAGUCCAAAGCUCAUAUAUGAAUAAUUGCCAGUAACUGCUGUUUUUUCACGCGUUUAGUCUCUUUACCUACCUCUGGUUCUGAGAGCAUAGAAAAGCUUUCUUCUCUACUUUUUUAUUUCACAUUUCCCUGACACAGUCUUGUUAUUCAGUAUCUAUUUUUUACACUUUAAGAAGUACAGUUGGGAUUUUUGUUUUUAUUAUUUAUUAGUGUUAUUUUACAAUCCAGCUCCUAUUUAUUGUUGCAGCCUCUUUUUUUUUUUUUUAGCUUUUGGGGUUUGAAUCAUCAUCACUGUCAUCAUCUUUGUAUUCAUCAUGUUUUGUGUCAUCGACAUGCAUUUUGUUUUUUAACGUGACUUUUCUGGAAAUGACAUAGGUAAAAAAAAAGAUGCUUGUCUCAGUCCUCACCAAGUGCCAAUAGAUCAAAAAUAAGAGUUGGCACGCUGCGAGUUGAUUUCAAGGGUGUGAAUGAAUUUAUUAAGACCUAAAACAUGUGACAUUUUGUGCUCUUAAUCAGACCACUCUUCUCCUCACUCUUAAAGAUAACCCAUUAUCAGUGACUCCGUGGCUAAAUGAACAUGCCCUGGAAACUUCACACACAGAAAAUGGUGUUUGUUAAGAGUGGCGACCAUUUUGAAAGUAUGAAAUAGGGCUGUGAUUGGAGAUUUGAAGUAAUAACCGUUGAGACUGAAGGCUAAAUAAGUCAAUAAAGCCAAGUUUAGUCACAGCUGGCUCUCAUUCCUGCCUCAUCAAUCAGCAUAGCCCCCCCGACACCUGUCUGUCUAGACAUGUUUACUGAUAUUUGUCUGUUUCCAUCAUCACUCCAUCAAUCACAUUUCACUGUCAUUUUCCACCUCAGACUGCCAUUAAUUCUCAAAAUGGAAACCAAAGCAUUUUCAAGGCUGGGCUUGUGUUAGAAAGAGCCUCAGCCUCAGACAUAUGAACACAAUAAAGACACCAAUGGGUGGGGUGGUGGUGGUGGUGGUGUGGGGUCUGAGAACAGGACGUUACCUCUGGAAGCCCCACCCCCCCCCUCACCCCACCCCUCCUCUGGUGUAAUCCCCUCCACCUGGCCCGUUGGAAAAAAAACCCAUGGGGGAAGCUUUAUUUAGGGAACUGAUCCUUUACACUGACCCCCCCCCCCCUUACUCAGAAAGAGGGGUACGCUGGGACAGGCAAAGGAGGGACACACUGUAGUGAGGGGAGCAGGCUUCACACUUUUUUUGUAAGAGGAUACCAAAAAUAAACCCAAACCAAACCAAAAAAAAACCCAAACACACAACCCAAGGAAUGACAGAACUAAACCAAAAAGAACCCUAACCAAAUGUGGCUGGAGGGAGGAGGGGAGGAGGACAAAGUGCAGGUGUUUAAAAAGAAGCGAAGCCGUCGUAUCUCUCUGUCUGUCUGUCUGUUAGCUUUAGGGCUGCAGCACUCGCCCCACUCUGAAACUGUGUAGCAUGGAUAGACAGAUGAAUAAGACAGGCAGAUAGACAGGAAGAUAGAAGAAGAAGGACUGACAAUUCCUCCCCUCCUCUGCCUCUCUCCAGCUCAGCUCUCUGGUCCUGGAUGGAGCUAAACGCAAAUGACCUCACUGAACUGAAAUCUUCUAAAAAAAAAUCUGUUUUUAUUUUUCUGUUGGUUGGUUCUGAUUGUUUUAAUCUCUGCUGUGUCUCUUGAUGCCGUUUUAUGUACUGUACUUUAGUGCUUAUUACUCAUUUGGAAUAACGUACUCGCUUACUUACUACAAGAGCUCCUUAUUUUUUUCGUAGUCGUGCUAGAGAUUUUUAUCAGGUGGUUGGAAAAAAUACUGUGAAAAUUUAGCUUCCAGAUUUUUAUUAGAUAAAGAAACAGACUGUCUCGGCAGAAAAACAAAAGACAACACAAAAAGCCAAAAACAAAGAGUUGAAUAGCAAACCUUAAAAAUACCAAACCAAAUACUGAUCUAAACCAAACACAGUGAAGAGGAACAGGAACUGCCCUCUCUGCAUGAGGGCAAAGAAAGGGGUUAGUGUCAGUUUGUCUGAGGUGGAACUGUGUGUUUUUCUGUAUAAAAGUGCUGAUGGGAUGGUUAAAAAAAAAAGAAAAUGAACAGGUACCACAGUGAUGACGCUUUGAGAUACAGAAUAAUACACAAAGAAAAAACAGCCUCAGUCAAGUUGAUGGUUUGAGAGUUGGACGUAAACGUAUCCAAAGAAUAUUUGGUUUGGUCCACACACCAGUAAAAAAAAAAAAAAAAAAAAAACCAACACAGUCGACACACGAGAAUCGUUUCAUGAACCAAACUUUAGAUGUGGGGUUUGCACCUUAAAGGUGAAACCUUUUCUCCACAUUGACUCUUAGACGGAAUGUAUCUGUUAGUGCUUCUAUAGAUUUUGUAGAAAAAAGAUCUAUGUUCUACUGCUUACUUAUCGCUAAUGUAUUAAAAAGAAAAAACUUACAAAAAAGACUUUGAGAAAAAAAAAGAUCCUAAAAAAAACAUUGAUGAUAAUAACUUGAUUUUAGACCAAAAAUUUUAACUAUCUCUCUUUGGACUUUUUAUUUCUCCUUAUAAACAAUGAUUUAGACUUUUGAUUGUACUAUUUAUUCGGGUAGGGUUGAUUUAUUUGCUUGUUAUCUUCUUUUAUCUUGCUAUUUAUUUGUUAAUUUAUUUCUAGAGGUGCUUUUUUCCAUAUUCUGAGAUGCAUUUGUGAUGGAUUUUUUUUUCUAGCCCCCUGCUGAAGUUCUUUCUUACCUCUUUAAACCAAAUAAUACCAGAAAUGCAACCACGGGUCCUGUAGGGACUUAAUGAGAGAAUAUGGUGUGAAGAUAUUCUCUUCCUCACUGAGACGACUCUCCUCUUAAAGGGGAGGGGAAGCUCGUGGUAGUGAGAGGCAGCACCGUGUAGAUGGACACCUCGCGAUUUAAUGAAGGGGGAAAAAUGAAUUUCGUAUGAAUUUGCAUCUCCUGAUAAUGAGACAAAACAAAAAAAAGCGAGUUGGAAUCCUGUUUCAAGGCAUAAACGUGAUUUAUGUGUGGGGAAAAAAACAGCGUGUGGUGCUCUCUGAUGCACAGUGCUGCUUCUGUUCUCUAUAUUUUCUCCACAGGGAGAACACACUGAAAGCUUUACAGCUACACAACCAAAAAAAAAACACAAAAGAAGAAGAUCAACUGGGGCAGAGGCUUAAGUUUUUUACAUGAUAGAGAGGAAAGGAGGAGGCAAAAGAGAAAGAGGGUGAUUUUGGAUUCCCAGCCGUAAAUCGCCCUCUAGCUUCUCACUUUGUCUUUGUCUCUUUUUUAUGUUUCUGUAUCUCUUUUUGUUUCCACUUUUCUGUAAGUUUUGUUUCAACUUUUUUUCCCUUCAUCCACUGUAGUGUGUAAAAAGAGAGAUAGUUCAUCAUAUACCUCAUAUUCUUUGAUGAUAAACCAAAUAGAUGAAUGCUUUAAAAAUGUGGGGUUCAAGUGGGGAUCAGGGCACCGGGAUGGUACAUGUGGACGGUGUGUGUGUGUGUGUGUGUGUUUGUGUGGCUCCCGCGAGCAAGACACAGUGAGGCCAGGUCAAAGGUCAUUGUCCUAAUGGAGGUAAACAUAGAGGGGUUGGGAUUGAUCUGGGAGUUAAGAGAUCAUUGAAUAGACUGCAGCUUUUCUCCAUUGGAUUCAGAAGGUGUCAUUUGAGGUCAAAAAGGCCACACUAGUUCAUGCUCCGGUCACACACAUACACACACACACAGAUACACAUUCACACCUUGUCCCCCUGGAAAACACACCCCGCUGUCUGUGUUGAGCUUUGAACACAGUCCUCUCCUCAUAUCUGACCCUCGCUGCCUCCUCCCUGUCAAACAUGGACAGCGGGCUUAAAGCUGCUCUUUGCCACAGAUCUAGGAUCAAAUCUGGAUCCAUUUUCAGCUUAAAAAAAAAAAAGCUUUUAGUUUUGUGCCUCAGAGCAACUUUUAUCACAGAGGUCGCCAAGCCCCUCUCUCGCCUUGAGGUCUUUAUUGCCUGAUGAGGGGGGCCAUAUUGACCACUCGAUCUCCAUGUGUAUCAGGGAGCGCCGCAGGGGCAGGUGACGGGGGAACGGCUGAGACCGAGGUUGCUAGGUGACGACUCCAGACAACUUCUCACUGCUCUGUGUUUGUUGAGAGAGUGGAAGUCGGAGGGAGAGAUGUGCACAGCACUGAACCGAGGAAAAUGGAGGAAGCAGAGUUGCACUUUUAUUGGAGCCUCAGGGUUUUUAGGGACCAGGUGGCAAGCGCAGGUCUCUGUGGUGGGGAUACCCCCCUUAGUGAAUGAUACCAAAGUCAAUGCCCUGCCUCGGGAUCCAGUGCAAUGCACACACUCCCUAGAACCCUGACAUCCACCUGAGUGUUCAGAAACUCCACCUUCCUCCGUUCAGAUGAUCUGCCUGCAAAUACAUGAGUGUGUCUUUCUCCACACAAUUACAUCUUUACAACAGAAACCAUAAAGGUAGCUUUAAAGGAAUCAUUCAACUUUAUGGGAAAUACCAUUCUCAUAUCUGUUUGGUAAAUGUGAAGCUUAUGCUCGCAGCCAGUUAGCUUAGCUUAGCACAAACACUGGAAUCAGAGGGAAACAGCUAGCCUGACUCCAAGAGAUCACUGCAGCUGGCCAAGCGCAUUUUAACUAAACAUAAAACCACAAAUUGUUAUUUUAACACUUUGUCUUUUGUACAAAUUAAACAAAUAAGAUGUAAGAUUUUAAUCACUGAGCUUUAGAGGUGUUGGUAAGCUAAUUUUUUUUUAGCUCUGGACAUGAGUAGUGUUCAGUACAUGAAUGAAUGAAUCUUCAGGUUCAACCUACUGUAAUGAAUCAUUAUUGUCAGUAGCUUUUUACCCUGGAGCUCCACUCACUGGUGACUGAAAGCACCACUAUGAGCUCAGCCUUAAAACACACUCUGUUAUCACCUGGUUAAAAGCUGAUUGAAAGAUAAUUAUGGUGUGAUAAUUCUGUUGCAAGUGGCUGGGAAGCGUAUGAGCAGCCAGUACCAGACUUGAACUUAUCACUGAGCAUCGCAGCAGUAUGAAUGGGAAUGAGUUCGCUUCCUGCUGCUCACGCUGAAGUGUGUUUGAGCAGCGAUGCGAGUGCAAACUGCACAGUCAGUGACUACACAUUUCUGAACUGAACAAAAAAUGAUUUGAAUCAGCAAAGUGAUUCAUAAUUUCCACCUCAUAUAGACAGAGCAAGUUUAGCUUUUUUCCAGCCUUUGUGUUAAGCUAAAGUAACCAACUCCUUGCUGUAGCUUCCUCAUACAAGAAUUGUAUCAAUCUUCUCAAUUAAGUUUUGGCAGGAAAAUGUUCAAAUGCAAGAAUCAGGAACCGAACUUGAUUUAAAUCAUGUGAGAAUAAGCAUAUAUCUCUGAACACUGACGCCAUGAGAGAUGUAACUGUCGUUGGAGAACGAGUCACAGCGAGCAGAGCAAAGAAAACAACAAGCUGCUACUUCUUCCUCCACCCACUCUCAUCCACACAUACACACUCUUCCUCUCUCUUCUCAUCCCUUUUCUUUCUCUCUCUCUCCUCUACAAUACAGCUUUAGUCCAAAGGUUCUCCAGCAACACAGCAAAGCGAGUCAGAUGUUAAAGAAUAAAACCAAAGAGCUCUAACUUGACCUUCUCUUCAACACAAAGCCUCCACUGCAUCCUUCACCUCUCUCUCUCUCUCUCCCUCUCCCUCUCCCACUCUUCUUGUCUGCUCUCCUUUAAUUCCUCUGUCACCUAGCGAGCCAGUCUUUAAAGCAUUAACCUCAGCUAUCCAAAGGGAAAUAAUAAUAAUGAUAAUAAUGAUGAUAAUUAAGAUGAUGAUGAUGAUGAAAUGUAUAUUUUUAAGUAUUUGCCAUUGGAAAAAUAAUCUUAAAGCUUCUCAUAAUUAUGAUGAUCAUGAUGACGAUGAUGACGAUGACAACAACGAAGAUGAUGAUGAUGAUGAUGAUGAUGAUGGUAAUGAAGUUUCUCUUGGUAUCUUUGUAGCUGUUCUGAUCCUUCUUAAGUUCUUGUCCUUUCUGCUCGUGCUGCCAGAGUACUGCUUAACUCCCAUCCACCCCCCCCCCACCCCCCUCCACCCACUCCUCCCCCCCGUUCAUUUGGUUUACCCCCGAUGUCUGGUCCUAAUGUCUAACUGUCUGACCCCCCCCCCCGAAUGUUUGUCUAUGCCUUUCUGUGUGUGAGAGAUAGAGUGGUACUGGCAAACACUGACAAGGGGAAGUUUGAGAUUUUCUCUGGAAGUGGUUUCUGUUAAAGAGGGGAGGGCUUCAGUCAAUUGCAUGCCCACCUGUGAGCGAGCAAGUGUGUGCUGUAGUGUGUGUGUGUGUGUGUGUGUGUGUGUGACAGGGUGGGGGAGGGGUGGAGGGGGGGUUGCUGGGAAAUGUGAAGGGUGUGGUUCGCUGCAGCAAUUUGCAAAAAACAGACAAAAAGAUUCCUUGUUCUUUGGACAACGACAAGCCCCCAAGACACAUGACCUGCGCUGUCAACUGUAACGUACUGUUUGCCAACUUCCUAGUACAUGUAGCUUUAAUUCCCCGUCACAACAGUCACCUUGUUUCCUCAAUAUGUGUGUGUGUGUGAGUGUGUGUGCGUGCAGGUAUGAUUGUAUUGCCAUGACUCCCCCCUUUGUGUCUCCCAUCCUUUGAGCAGCUCCCUCUCUCCCCUCCCCUCCUGCCCCUUCCCUUUCUGUCUCCCACCUUCUUCUCCCUUGUGGUAGCAAGUUAGCCUUUUAGUGUAUUUAUCUCGAAAACCAAAAAAAAGAAAAAAAGUAAAAUAACUCUGCUUGUUCAUUGUACAGUGUUGUUCAUUUUAAGUCAUUUUUGUAACUGAAAGUGUUUCAUUCAUCCAAAUAAAACAGGAGACAAAAACUGUA